AUGCGGCGGGUCGGACUACUAGUUUUGAUUUGCUUAAAUCUUUUCGUUCAAGCAGAUGAACAUGAUCACGUUUACAGAGACGCUGAAGAGGUAGUCUUAUGGAUGAACACAGUCGGACCUUACAAUAAUCGGCAAGAGACCUACACUUAUUUCUCACUUCCAUUCUGUAGGGGGCCAAAAGAGACUAUCGGGCACUAUCAUGAGACUUUGGGAGAAGCAUUGCUUGGGGUUGAAUUAGAUUAUUCUGGCUUAGAUAUAAGAUUUAAAGAGAAUGUCCCAAAAAAAGUAUACUGCACUAAGACUUUAACUGAUGCUGAUUAUAAGGCUUUCGUAUAUGCAGUGGCUAAUAACUACUGGUAUCAGAUGUAUCUUGAUGAAUUGCCUUUGCAAGGUGUGGUUGGUGAAAUUGUGUCUUCGACUAAACCAGCGACAUAUAAAUUGUGGACCCAUAAAAAAUUGGAAAUUGGUUACAAUGGGAACCAAAUUGUUGACGUUAAUUUGACGUCGGAUAACAAGAUGACUUUGGCACCCAAUGCAGUAAUUAAAUUUAGUUAUGAAGUAAUUUGGAAACAUUCUGAUGUUGAGUUUGACAGAAGAUUUGAUAAGUAUUUGGACCCUACUUUCUUCCAGCACAGGAUACAUUGGUUUUCAAUAUUCAACUCGUUCAUGAUGGUAAUUUUCCUUGUUGGGUUGGUAUGGAUGAUACUCGUUAGGACACUGAAAAAAGAUUACGCUAGAUAUCAAAAGGACGAGGACCUCGACGAUAUGGAUCGUGAUUUGGGGGAUGAAUAUGGUUGGAAGCAAGUGCAUGGGGACAUAUUUAGAGCACCUUCAUUCCCUAUAUUGUUCUCCUCUCUUAUAGGGGCAGGCUAUCAUAUUUUUACAGUUGUUGUUAUAACAAUUCUUUUGGCAAUUGUUGGGGAGUUUUAUACCGAAAGAGGUUCUUUGCUUAGUGCGGCUAUAUUUGUAUUUGCUGCUGCUUCUCCCGUAAACGGUUUUGCUGGAGGCUCUAUGUAUGCCCGUUUUGGAGGAAAAAGAUGGAUACGUCAGAUGCUUAUGGGGGCUUUUGUAUUACCUUGUAUCAUUUCGAGCGUGGCUUUUUUGGUUAAUAUCGUCGCUAUAUUUUACCAUGCAUCUCGAGCAAUUCCGUUCACUGUAAUGGUUGCUGUCACUGCUAUUUGCUUAUUUGUUAUUUUGCCUCUCAACUUAGUCGGAACUGUGCUCGGACGUAAUGUGAAGGGUCAGGGCGAUUAUCCGUGCCGCGUCAAUGCUGUCCCCCGUCCAAUACCUGACAAAAAGUGGUUUUUGGAGCCGUGGCUUAUCAUUCUGCUUGGUGGUGUCCUUCCUUUUGGAUCAAUUUUUAUCGAAAUGUAUUUUGUAUUUACUUCGUUUUGGGCCUAUAAAAUCUAUUACGUCUAUGGAUUCAUGCUUCUUGUUACCGUUAUACUAGCUGUGGUCACAAUGUGUGUCACAGUUGUCUGCUCAUAUUUUCUGCUUAAUGCUGAGGAUUAUCGUUGGCGUUGGACCAGUUUUUUGUGUGGUGCGUCCACGUCGUUUUACGUUUAUCUUUACUCGAUAUAUUACUUUAUGUUUAAAACCAAGAUGUAUGGCCUUUUCCAAACUGUAUUCUACUUUGGAUAUAUGGGGUUGUUCAGCGUCGCGUUAGGGCUUAUGUGUGGAACUAUCGGAUAUGUUGGGACGGCGAAAUUUGUUCACAAAAUCUAUUCAACUGUGAAAAUCGACUAG
Messenger RNA from Enterobius vermicularis (human pinworm), 1746 nucleotides. The record is from the annotation of a GenBank genome assembly. NCBI's taxonomy places the organism in Eukaryota, Metazoa, Nematoda, Chromadorea, Rhabditida, Oxyuridae.